This is a messenger RNA of Gadus macrocephalus (Pacific cod), 1227 nucleotides long. RefSeq names its product translocase of inner mitochondrial membrane 21 (gene timm21). Gene Ontology annotation, biological process: protein import into mitochondrial matrix. The record is from RefSeq and is a predicted model, not a curated record. The transcript has 6 exons. The coding region runs from base 259 to 966 and encodes 235 amino acids. NCBI's taxonomy places the organism in Eukaryota, Metazoa, Chordata, Actinopteri, Gadiformes, Gadidae. Gene Ontology annotation, cellular component: TIM23 mitochondrial import inner membrane translocase complex.
AAUCCCCUCCUGAUAUGACGUAGAAGGUAAGCGCCACAAAGAUUGACAACCACAAGAACGGCGCAAGAUCAGUACAGUCCGGCCCGGAUACAUGCUUUAAAAAGUGUAUGUAUUAAAACAAAAUAACAUCCUAGUAUGGUCGAUCAUUUGCAAAAGCUGCAUCUACGCCACGAAUCGUUGCUGGAAGACAAAUCUCCUGUUUCCGCUAUCCACGGUCCACUCAGAGCUGACUGAUCUGCAGGUCAACAGGAUAAAGUCAUGGUCUACACUUUGAUAUUUAAAGCUGCACGUCAGCAUUUGCAAAGGACAACAACCCAGUGGCUCGUGCAGCCAUGGAAGAGCACGCGCACACACCUGGACCUUCUCCAGCAGAGCAGGUUGGCGGGAGCAGGCUGCACCUGGCUGCAGGCACAGAGGCGCGAUCUGUCCCUCGACUCCAGCCAUAGAAAUCAAAGCAGCCCACAGAGAGAAAGUGGCAAGGUAUCCGUCUCUAGACAUCAAGGUGGAGUCAAACCUUCCACUGCGCAGAAAGUCAAGGACGCUGGCAGAGACUUCACGUACCUGAUCGUUGUGGUCAUUGGGCUUGGAGUGACAGGGGGACUAUUGUAUGUCGUGUUCCAGGAGCUGUUCUCUACAAGCAGUCCCAAUAAAGUGUAUGGAAAAGCUUUUGACAAACUCAAGUCAAACCCAGAGGUGAUUGGUGCAUUCGGGGAGCCAAUUAAAUGCUACGGGGAGACGACUCGGCGGCAAAGGAGACAGCAUGUCAGUCACUCUGAGUACCUGAAGGACGGGCUGAAGCACAUGAGACUCAAGUUUUACAUCGAGGGAUCAGAGCCAGGCGUCAAAGGAACCGUUCAUUCAGAAUCCAAAGAGAAUAUUGAAACGGGUAAGUACGAGUUCCGGUACAUCUUUGUGGACGUGGACGCCUACCCAAGACGCACCAUCGUCGUGGAGGACAACCGAUGACGUGGAAACCACCGUUGGAAUAUAACGCGUGCUAUCAGAACGUUCUCCACUAAAGACACGCAGGGUUCUGUGUGCAUAUUCAGAUUGAAAGAAUCUCUAAUGGAGAACUGUGUUGAUUUUGUAAAUGCUAUGAGUCUCAUUGAUGUUCAGCCUCAUGUCCAUUACGUUUUAUAAAGUAUUCGUACAAAUGAAUUGGGAAAUGUUAGCACCUUUUGUAAACUAAAUCUUUAUAUUGGUCUAAAUAAAUUGUAUGUGAAUGUG